CUUCCCAAGUAUCAGGAUUUGCAAACUAAGGGUCAACGUAAUCUCAGUAAGGCCCUUAUAGCAACAAGCUAGAACUAAAUCGAAGUGAAAUUUGGCCUUCGGAGGCCAAAUUUAAUCCAAAUAUAGAACGUGGCAGCUGAAUCCAGAGAAGACAAGGAAUUAGUUGAAAGAGAGGUCCGGGCCAGCCAAAUCCAAGAUUUCCGGGGACACAACGGUUUACUAAAGAUGAGCUAAUCUCCAGGAUUUCCACCGGAGCAAAACCGGCAGCGAUUGCAACCGUUUCGAGCAAAAAUGUGACCGUUAGCGCGCGGGUUCGCCUGUGUGAAAGAAUCUCUAGAGGGUCAAUCACUGCCUCUCUGUAUUCUAUCUGUACUUCGGUCAGUCGUUCCUCCUCACCUGAUCCUUCUUCCUCUCUCGCUCUCUCCGUCUCUCUUGUGCGAUCUUUUGCUCCUCAAUCCUCUGAUCUUCGUCUGAGAAGCUUGGAGUCCAAGAGAGGUCGCUGGGACGACAAUGCUGCCGCCGGGCUUCUUGUUCAGACCGAGCGACGAGGUUCUCCUCGUCACCUACCUCAAGAACAAGUUACUUCAGUGGCCUCUUCCCUGCGAUGUUAUUGUGGAGGCUGACGUCUAUGGAUGCCACCCCCAGGACUUGGCUUGUAAUCAUCUUGUGCUUCUCCAUUGUCUUCUUUUUUGAUUCACGGUUUCUAACCCUUUCUUUGAGUUUUCUUGGGUUGUUUCAGUGGAGUAUCUCAUGGCAAACAGGGACUUCGAGUGGUUCUUCUUCACUUCUACCCCUCGGAAGCAUCCAGGCGCAAGCGAAACCAGCCGUGCAUCUCGGCGCGCAGGCCUGGGACGAUGGAAGGCCACGAAAGGUGUCAAGAACGUGGUGGAUUCCAAGAAUAACACCAUUGGGUCGAAGAAGAGUUUCUGUUACAUGGAACAGAACUCGGACGGUGGCGAGAACAAAAGUAUCUGGUUGAUGGAGGAGUUCUCUAUGCAGAACCUUAGAAGGAGAGGUAGUGCUGGUGAGAUGAGGGACACAAAUGAGUUGGAUGACUGGGUCAUCAGCAAGAUUUACUUGACUCCAAAAGCUCGCAAGGCUCACGCUGAUUUGAAACAAUUUGCUAGUGCUACAUUGGAACCCGCUUUCAAAAGAAGAAGGAUAGAGCUAGAAUACAUGAUGGUGCCACCUGGAUUUAUUUUCCAGCCAACGGAUGAGGAGCUCUUGGAUUUCUUCCUCAAGGAGAAGCUCCUCCAUCAGCCACUUCCAUGCGACAUAAUCAAAGAAGCCGAUGUCUAUGGAAACCACCCUAGCAACCUUACUGGUUCCUAA
This is a messenger RNA of Phoenix dactylifera (date palm), 1332 nucleotides long. NCBI's taxonomy places the organism in Eukaryota, Viridiplantae, Streptophyta, Magnoliopsida, Arecales, Arecaceae. The record is from RefSeq and is a predicted model, not a curated record.